This is a messenger RNA of Fusarium sp. VM40, 639 nucleotides long. The record is from the annotation of a GenBank genome assembly. NCBI's taxonomy places the organism in Eukaryota, Fungi, Ascomycota, Sordariomycetes, Hypocreales, Nectriaceae.
AUGAACCGCCUCUUCGGCUCCAAGCCCACGGGCCCCAAACCCACGCUCGGCGGAGCCAUCAACAACCUCGACACCCGCAUCUCCUCCGUCGACACCAAACUCAAGGCGCUCAACAGCGAGCUGGGCGCAUACCAAGAGAAGCUGUCCCGGAUGCGCGAGGGCCCCGGCAAGCAGGCCAUGAAGCAGAAGGCGCUCAAGGUUCUCCAGCGGCGCAAGGCGUACGAGGCGGAGAAGGACAAGCUCGAGAGCCAGGUGUGGAACAUGGAGCAGGCGAACAACAUGCAGGACAACCUGAAGAACGUCAUGACGCAGGUAGAUGCCAUGAAGACGACCAAUAAGGAGCUGAAGAAGCAGUACGGAAAGAUCGAUAUCGAUAAGAUUGAGAGGCUGCAGGAUGAGAUGGCCGAUUUGAUGGAUGUGGGUAACGAGAUCCAGGAGAGCUUGGCGAGGAGUUACGAUAUCCCUGAUGAUGUCGAGGAAGACGAGCUGGAUGCUGAGCUGGAGGCAUUGGGGAUGGAGGUCGAGAUGGAGCAUGAGAUGGGUGGCGCGGUGCCAGGUUUCUUGCAGGAUGAGGUUGUGCCAGAGUUUGUGGAUGAGCCACCUCAGACUGAGGGCAAGGUGAAGCAGGCCGCAGGUUGA